Penicillium paradoxum is the source of this 663-nucleotide messenger RNA. RefSeq names its product flavin-dependent quinone reductase. NCBI's taxonomy places the organism in Eukaryota, Fungi, Ascomycota, Eurotiomycetes, Eurotiales, Aspergillaceae. Gene Ontology annotation, cellular component: cytosol. The record is from RefSeq and is a predicted model, not a curated record. Bases 1 to 663 code for a protein of 220 amino acids. Gene Ontology annotation, molecular function: FMN binding; oxidoreductase activity. The transcript has a single exon.
AUGCCUCCCAAACGCGUGGCCAUUGUCACCAGCAGCACCCGCCGCCCCCGGCUCAACCCCACGAUAACGCAAUACGUCUAUGACGUCCUCACCUCCGACCCAACCAUCCCCACAAACCACAGCAACACAACUGACACAGAUCCGCGCCAUAUAACCCUCGAAAUCCUCGAUCUCGCAAAACAAUCUCUCCCCCUCUACGACGAAUCCGUCAUCCCCGCCAGCCUCCCCGCGACAGAUCCCACGCCGCACUACAGCAAAGCGCACACGCGGGCAUGGUCAGCGGUCGUGCGACAAUACGAUGCAUUCAUCUUUGUCACACCACAAUAUAACUGGAGUAUCCCGGCGAGUCUGAAGAAUGCGCUGGACUAUCUCUUCUAUGAGUGGAAGGGGAAGCCUGCCGGGAUUGUUUCGUAUGGGGGACGGGGCGGGGGUAAGGCGGCGGAGCAUUUGCGGGCUGUUUUGACGGGGUUGAGGAUGAAGGUUAUUGAGACUGCGCCUGGGUUGACUGUUAAGUUUACUGGGUUGCCGGUUGGGUCGUUGUCGGAGGAGGAGGAGAAGGUUGAGUUGGAUGAGCGGGAUGUUGUUGGAUGGGGGCAGGCGGGGAUUGAUGGGAUGAUGAGGAAUUUGGGGAUGGAGUUGGUUUGUGAAUUGGAUAAAAUGUAG